Danio rerio (zebrafish) is the source of this 2493-nucleotide messenger RNA. Its product is annotated as zgc:113279. NCBI's taxonomy places the organism in Eukaryota, Metazoa, Chordata, Actinopteri, Cypriniformes, Danionidae. Gene Ontology annotation, molecular function: POU domain binding; DNA binding. Gene Ontology annotation, biological process: regulation of DNA-templated transcription; DNA-templated transcription. Gene Ontology annotation, cellular component: nucleus. The record is from RefSeq and is marked predicted.
GACACACUUGUUGCAUGAAGACUGGCAGGCACUGAGCCUAAGCCCUUUAUUACACAAUUGUUUUGCGUUUGUUGUCAUAAGUCUGAACGCUUUGCACUUUAUAGUCAGAUUUAUAACAGGACAACAGGAUGGUGAGCAGUCAGGCAGAGGGUACAGGGUGGAAUUUGAUUCCUAAAAACUGUGAACACCGCGAAUAUUCGUGUGACGGGUCGCAGAUGACAACAGAACCUUCUACACGUGCAAACGGACCGAAUCUAACCAUGCAGACCCAUAACCUGUCAGGGAACAGCAGCCGAAAAGGACCCAAAAAACACAAGUCCACACCUGAAAAGAAAUACCUUGGAGUUAAAGUGAGAAUGCCAGUACGUGACAUGCUAAGAAAUAUAAGGAUAGCCAAGGGUAUUGACCCUAAUGAUCUGCAGGGAAAAUGCAAGUCAUCUAAAGGGGAUAAGAAACGAGUUAACACAAGUGCUAACCGGAGGCGUAUUCUGACGAAACAUGAAACAAAGGAUCUAGAGGAUCUGGCUAUUAUUGUGGAAGUACUGGAAGAGGAUCUUAAGACCUGUCAGUCGUACAAGCCACCAAACCAAAGCAAUUCACCUUCAUACUCUACAAAGUUCUGUUUUAAAGAUGCCUUGCAGCAGGGUUUCAUGAGCCCAUGUUAUCAGGAGAAUGAAAAACCUCUGUCUCCAAGCUACUCUGUACCCUCAGGCACAUCACCUGUACAUUCUGUGUGCAGCUCCUACCCAUCGCCAACUUACAGCCAUGGUGGAGAUGCCUUCUUGGGGAAUCAGGAAGAAUACAGCAGUUAUGAGUCGGAUAAGUACAUGUAUGAUGAUCUCUAUGGUACAAGCUACUCUCCUGCCAAUUCAAAGGAAUACCAGGAGCCCUCCUCACAAGAAUCAUUCAAUUCCAGUCCCAAUCCAGAAACCUGGGAGGUUUCUUCUCAAAAGUGGAACUAUGCAUUAUGGCCACAUUCUCAGCAGGAGAUGAGUGAUAUGACCUUCUACUGCACACAAAUGGAAAGAGAAGAGCAUGUGCUGCAGCAGAUUUCUGACCAAGAACUUCUUGCUGUUGGUGAAGACGGCAGAACUCUUUUACACAGGGUUGUGAUGGAGGGAAAGAGAUCCCUUGUGUAUGUUAUUGCCAGAAGGAUGGCAUCUCUGAAGAAACUAGAUAUCAAAGAUUCAGAGGGAAAGACUCCCCUUCAUCUCGCUGCACAGAAGAAUCAACACUUCAUGGUGGCUGAUUUGGUGUCACUUGGCGCAAAUAUCAAUGCGAAAGAGCGAUAUGGGAAAACUUGCCUCCAUCUCAGUGCAGAGAAUGGCUAUAUUCGAGUGAUGGAGAUCCUGAGAGGUUUAAUGAAGAAUGGCAUGUAUUUGAAUUUGGAGGAAAGAGAUGCGAAUGGGCUCAGUGCAUUGCAAUGCGCAGCAGUGGCUCUGAAACACACGGUGCAGCAGCUGGAGCUCUGCGAGUCUGUGGGACAGGUCAAACUACACAGCCUUCGCAAAGAGCAGAUGAUGGAGACCCUCGAGUGCCUCCUUCAGAUGGAGAGCUACUUACAUGCUCCGGCCAGCAACAACCCGAUUUAGAAGCAUGUUCGGCCACAUGGGUCUGCUUCUAGCAAGAGUUGUUUGUAAUGCUAGGCAGUGCUUUUAACUGACGGUAAAUGUUUUUGAGUGAAUACAAGCUUGAAUCUGCCAUUGAAGAUAGUGUACACAUAAUCAAGAGGAUUAGGAACAUCUUCGUGGCAUGGUAAAGCUAUGUAUUAUGCAACCAGAAGUUUUGUUCAGCGUUCAGGUGAGAAUCGAGGUUUAUCGCUGCGCAAACACAAAAUGGUUGCCCAUUAGCUGGUUUCUGUGAAACUUCCACUGUUAGCUAUGCUUGAGUAGCAAAAUGUUUUAAAGGGGAUUACAAAUGUGGUAAGACCUUCAAGUUGAUCAAAUGCCACGGUUCCUAUUUGCUCCAAGAGCAAAUAGUUAAGAUAUUAAGGAAAUAGUGUUAUUUGUACUAAUAUACAAUGGCAAAAUGCAGUAACUGUGUCUUUUUGUAUGGUUUUAUUCAUCAAGGUGUGUUCACAUAUAUCAGGAUUGAUUUGAUUUAAACAAAUGCUAGUGCAAUCACCUCUUAUUAUCGGUCAUUUAUAUCAGGGGUCAACCCCCAAAAUAACCAGUGAUUCGCGAGCCCCAAUAUCCUCGAAGGUGAUUCUAAACAUACAAACAUUGCACACAAUGGUGCACAUACACCAAUAGGAAUUAUAUAAACACGAGCAUAUUGACAACACAAAAAAGUGCAACAGUCUAACAACCAUAGCCUUUUUAAGUCAUUAUUCAAUUGUUUAAUUUAAUAUUAACUGACUUUUUAUUUCUGUUGUUUUUUAUGUAACUAAUAAAUAUCGUAAUAGCGUAAUAUUGUUAUCUUCUAUAGGUUAUGAAUAAAAUAUGGUAAUUCUAAUGGAUUAAUAACAUAUACAGGUGAAGUCAGAAUUAUUAA